Messenger RNA from Uranotaenia lowii, 7525 nucleotides. RefSeq names its product A disintegrin and metalloproteinase with thrombospondin motifs like. NCBI's taxonomy places the organism in Eukaryota, Metazoa, Arthropoda, Insecta, Diptera, Culicidae. The coding region runs from base 2216 to 4543 and encodes 775 amino acids. Gene Ontology annotation, biological process: proteolysis. Gene Ontology annotation, molecular function: metalloendopeptidase activity. The transcript is spliced from 14 exons. The record is from RefSeq and is a predicted model, not a curated record.
GGGGUGCCUCCAUUCGGGCUCAGAUUUUCAUGGAUUAGUUAACGUUUAACCGUCUCACCGAUAAGCUCGUUGUUUUUCCGUCUUAGGGAGUCAGUCCGUUGGGUGUUCUAUCUAUCUCGUAGUGCUCUCCGGUUGGUGAUCGGGAGUGUUUGGAGUUCUGACUCUCUAGAGUGUUCGGCUAAUCGAUUCUGUGUGUGACUUGUGUGGAGCCACUAUUUCUGAUUCUGGAGUCAGUGGCAAGUGAAGCGAUUUGAAGUUGUGCAUGGUUCGAAAAGAAAGUGAAUCUUUUCCCCUUUUCAAUCUGUUAUUGGUUAUUGUAGUGUUGUAAAGUCCAGAGUGUUUUGCCGUUUGGGUUUUCGAUUCGAUUGCUUUGAACGAUCACCCGAGGAUCGCCACGAGGGGCACCUUUUGGAGCUCGUUUUGUGCGAGUGCGCGCAUUUCGUACAAUUAAAAGUGAAGUUGAGCACUUUUUUUUUCUCCUCGCGACCAAUGAAGGCAAAAUAAAAUAAUUCAUAAGGCGAGCAUAUGAAGGUAUACGUUGCAUGGUAUAAGAGUCGUUGCUGGCCAAGUGUUCAAGUCCAGCUAAGUCGUGUGCUAUGAACGGACUUUCCGCCUUAGCUGUCUGAGUGAGUCGUUUUUUUGCUGCUGCUUCUUGAGGCAAGUCUUGCCCGUACCUAGAGUAAAGUGCAGUGAAACCAGCUGAGAGUUGUGGCAGUUUGUGAAACAAGUUACAAACUCGGUAGUAGAAGUUUUUUUUUGCAGUUCCAGCUAUUUCCAUCCGACUCUUUUUUUCUUAGCUUGGACUAAAAAUAUACAGCAUUUGAAAGCUGCGGUGCAGUCAUCUUAUCAGAUGCAAAUCGAGUUUCGUAGAUUUUACACGCACUAGACCAAAACUGCCCUCAAAAAUCACCGAAUCAAGUUCAAGCUAAAAACGGAAACUACCAAACGUUAACGCCUAGACGCACCGAAAAAGUAAAACAAAGCGCACGGCAAAAGUUACUUAACGCGGUGAAAGAAAACAAAAGUGAAUUUGCGGCUAAGUAGCCACCAUUCCGUUAAAAAAAUUAGACAAACUGAAAGAAAGAAGCAAUGAAUAACCAGAAAGGAACCGAGCGAAGAAGUGAAUCAAUUAAACGGUGCGCGCAACUAAAAAAUUAAAAACGAAAGAAAAAAAAACGAAACAAGAUCGGAAAUCUCCGGAACGAGUCGUCGCGCUGCGAUUUUUCUUCUACACCUUUAAAACAACUUCCUUUCGUCGUCUUCUUUGUUCGCAUCUUCGUGUAGCUGUGAUAUUUUCUUCGUCUCUAUCUCGUUUGAAUCUCGUCAAAUUGCCGCCACCAAACUUUAUGUAACUCGGCUGUUCGGCUCAGCUUAACUCAACACACUGUUUUGUGGAGAUUACUCCAUCCAAAGUUAAAUUCCAACCAAAAGAAAAAAAACCCAAACCGAAGGCCGGAGAAAGAAAAUUUCUUCCUCAGACGUGUGCGGACAGACAGACCCCUGACCGAAUGAUAAUUGGCCACGGCCACGGCGAUUGAAUGAAAUAUAAUCCCCCCGAAAUAAAAAAAAAAUCGGAAAAUAAAAACGGAAUAAUCGUGGAGACGCGAAAUUACGCACUCGAUGCGCAACUUUAAACGAUCGGUGCCCACGAACAACAAGUGCCGGAAAACUAACUCACUCACACGAGCGUUUGAAACAACAACAACAACAGCAUCAACAAAAUUGCUGAGAAGCUUUUAAUUAGUGUUAAAAUUAGAUAAAAGUAUUUCUGUUUCCGAACGCGCGGAACGUGAAUCUUAAAACGUGCGCCUUUGAGAGUGUUGUUUUUUUUUCCUUUGAAUUGAGAAUUUGUGUUCAAGUGAUAGAAUUUUGUGUUGUUGAGGUUGCCUGUGACAGAAGAAUUUGAUUCUUAAGUGAGAUCUUUUUUUUUUAUUAAAGCCGAAAAAAUUGAAGUGUUGAUUGGUUUUUUUUUUAUCGAGAAGGCUCUUGAAAUAAGGUUUGUGUCAAUGGCUGGAUAAAAACCAAGCGAGAGUAUUUGAGAGGGUUUUUUCUGUUGCUGAGAUCGAUCUGAUCGAGUGUUUGAUCAAGAGGGCAAUCAUCGCCGUAGAGCAGUUUCUUGUGUGCGGUACAACGGAUUCUAUUCAUCUUCCUAGCUCAGACAGAUCAAUGAGAAUCGUUCUUUGGUGUUAAAAACGAUCAACCCCACCCGGCCAAGAUGACGCUUCUUGGCGUAUACCUGGCGGCAUCAUGGACAAUACUUUUCGGUUACAGCGUCGCCAUGCCAGAUCUCCACCUGCAGAUGUCGGCCGACCAACUGCGGGAGGUUUUUCACGUGGAACAUCCGGGUGCGGUGCCACACUACGAGGUGGUCCAGCUAACCCAUCACACGAAUGCCCCUCUCCGGCUAGGACUCCAUCAGAGGCGGAAACGUAGUAUAGACACCGGUGGGCCUCCCAAUUCCUUUCCGGCAUUUAGUGGAGGAAACGACCUCCCAGCAUCCUCAAAACAUCACGUGAAGAAAGAUCUGAGCAAAGUGCCGUUUAGUGGGAAAGUGAGUGAAAGUUUGUUUCCUCCCAAGAGGAAGUUCGUUGGACCGGUGCCGGUGGAACAAAGUUCCCAGUUGCCGGAAGAAGUGCAACCUCAGCAGCAAAAUGCGAGAGGAGAAGAUAGUGAUAGUGAGACAGUGAAUGGGAUCAGUGAUGUGAGCUUGAGCGACAUCAAAGAGCAUCGGGUUUCGUUCAGUGCCUUCGGGGACAGCGUGAACCUUACGUUGCAGAAAACGGAAGGCCUGUUCCGGCAAGGAGAGCCCCACUCGUUGCGCAUGUGGAACGUUCGGGUUGAUCCCAACGCUACGCAAGGAUUGGUCUACGAGGAGAUACACGAUGAGAAUGCUCCAGAGGAAGAUCACUUUGGUAAUGUUUACCAAGAUCAGAAAAAUAUGGCCGCAGUUCUUAUGCGGAGACACCUGGAAAGUGGCGAUCUAAUAAUGGAGGGUAGUAUAGGACAUCAACUAGUGAUAAAACCAGUGCCAACCGAAAUCUCCCAGGCGGAGGACGGAAGUGUUCAUCACGUUAUCUAUAAGCGGACGGUGGACGAACAAAAUCACGAUGAUACCAGCGAUUAUGCCUUCAUGGAACCGGACCGGUUACAGAAGCGAUUUCGCAGCAAACGGCAGGCUUACUACAAGCAAUCGCGGGUGCUGGACACCACCAUCUAUCCGGAGAUCCUGGUCAUCGUGGAUUACGACGGGUAUCGGUUACACGGAGGCGAUAAUGUCCAGGUGAAGCGGUACUUCGUUUCCUUCUGGAAUGGCGUGGAUCUGCGAUAUCGGCUGCUCAAAGGACCCAAAGUGCGCAUCAGCAUCGCCGGUAUCAUCAUCUCACGGGGUCGCGAUGCCACCCCGUACCUAGAACGGAAUCGCGUGGGCCGAGACGCCAUCGAUUCAGCGGCCGCCCUCACCGACAUGGGCAAGUAUCUGUUCCGGGAGCGACGAUUGCCUGUGUACGACAUUGCCGUAGCCAUCACCAAACUAGAUAUGUGUAGAAGACAGUACGCAAAUGACGCGUGUAAUCGCGGUACUGCAGGUUUUGCGUACGUUGGAGGCGCUUGCGUCGUGAACAAGCGGCUGGAGAAGGUCAACAGUGUUGCCAUCAUUGAGGAUACCGGUGGUUUCAGCGGAAUCAUCGUUGCCGCCCACGAGGUUGGCCAUCUCCUCGGAGCUGUCCACGAUGGGUCUCCUCCACCGAGCUAUCUGGGUGGACCUGGGGCCGAGAAGUGCCGCUGGGAGGACGGGUACAUCAUGUCCGAUCUGCGACACACGGAACGGGGCUUCCGGUGGUCACCAUGCAGUGUUCAAAGCUUCCAUCACUUCCUCAAUGGCGACACCGCCAGCUGCCUGCAAAACCCACCUCACGAGGACGAAGCCCUGGGCCGGUCACUUCCGGGAACGCUGCUCUCGCUCGAUGCCCAAUGCCGCCGGGAUCGGGGAACCUCGGCCUGCUUCAAGGAUGAACGCGUCUGCGCCCAGCUGUUCUGCUUCGACUCGGCCAGUGGCUACUGCGUGGCGUAUCGGCCCGCUGCCGAGGGCUCCACCUGUGGCGAUGGACAACACUGUCUGGAUGGGCGCUGCGUGGCAGAGCACGAAAACAUAAUCCCAGACUACUCGCAGCACACGCCAUCGUACACGCGCUUCAACCAGCCGCAGCAACCAAGUGUCAAAUUUAACUACGACGACAAGUCAGGUCAGCAGGGAGAAUAUUAUGAACCGUCUAGUAGCACUGCGUCGUCCACCACCUCAACCACCACAAGUACAACAUCAACAACAACGACAACCACCACCACCACCACUACACCACCUCCGCCGCCACCGACGUCGACGAGGAACUAUUACCAAUAUUUCAACCACAAAUCCACGAGUACAUAUCACAUGGAUGAUGAAACCGAUCGACGAUACAAAAAUUUCAUGAAUGCCAUCAAACGGAAACGGUUACAACAUCUGAAGGAGCAGCUUCGGCAGCAGGAAAUCGUCAGCAAUCAGCAGUGAACUUCUUUCGAAAACCGAAAAACAUCUGACAAAUGAGAAUUCAAAUUUAUCAUUACAAAAAAAACACAAAGGCCACAACAACAACAAAAUAAAAUGUUAAGUUUUGUUAAAGUUUCCAUAGAAACCAACUCCUAGGCUUUAAUAUUUUUUAAGAGCAGAGACUGACCUGAACCUGAUCCUGCAAGGGAGCGAACCUCCUUGCCGAACUCGGUUUUAUUUUGAGCACGAAAAGAAGGAAUUUCGAUCGACUCGUGAAUGUGAACAGUUUUUUAUUCCCUUGUGAAUUGAAAAAAAAACAAAUUUUUCUAAUUUGAGCUUUCCCAAUUAUUAUUAUUAUUAAUAUUUAUUUAAAGGGUCCUUUAGCAAUUGUCAUUCGGGUCAAAAAGAGCUUUCCCAAUGAUCAGAAAAAAAAUCAGACUCAAAAUCAAAAUAAGAAUUACAAUUGAAUAUUCAGAUUCAGAAUUCAGGUUUUAAAUUAAUAACUCUUCUAUUUUUAAAUUUUCAAGGGAAUAAUAAUGUGUUCGUCCACUAAAUUAUAAAACUAGUAAACAAAUCCGAUCUUCCUGAAAAUUUUUGAGCACUAAAGCUCAAGAAGUCAAAAUGAAAACCAGUCUGCUUCAUUGGCGUUGAUCAUUCAUGAUAUUCAAUCAGACAUCUAACGAACAAAACAAAUACUAGAAAGACGAAAAUAGACAACCUAUCUUUAGCUAAAGUUUAGCGACUGCAACGUUAAGCGGUGGCAAUAAGCACUAGAAAAACUUUUUCAAAAAAAAAGUUAGUAGGAAUUCAACAACGUCGUAGCUAAGUAGUAUGUCGUGGGAUUUAUGCGCAUGAACAAACUUAAAUUAUACAGAAAAAAAACGAGAGAAGGCAGAAAAAAAAAUUCAACAAUCAUUGUGAUAUAAAUUUGUGCAAAUAGGUGAAAACAAAAGAAACAGCUGCAAGUUAGUUUGUUUCUUUUAUGUAAGGUAAUAUUAUUAUUGAUACUUUCCAUUUACCAAGUAGGUUAUAAAAAGACGUAAUUUAUUAAAAAUUAUGGUCCAUUUCAGAACUAGCUUAAGAUAAAAACGAACAAACGUCAAAGAAAUGAGUUGAACAAGUGACUUUUCCAGUUACAUGUUAACAGCGACAUUUUCAUGCUGAAAAUGUUAGCCAAUUCAUUCUAUGAAAUCAACCCGACAAAGCUUUAAAAAUGUCUAGAUUGGCAAUUCUAAAUGUUGAAAUUACCCAAACGUUACAAUAUUUCAAAAUGGAAUGUAAACAUCCGUCCGCCAUUUGUUUCAGUGCAGAUUUGCGAAACAAACCUUGCCAUAAACGAAAUCAAGAAAAGCUUCUUAACAUAAUUUGUUAGUAAGUCAAUCAAUCCCAAACGUAACUACAAUCACAAAACCAUCCUUCAAUCCGAAGUGAUUCCUACCGAUCAAAUAAGAGAUCUCUCGAAACUGAUCUGCCAAGCCAAGCCAAUAGGUGGUAUGAAUAAGAAAAAAGCAAUUACUUCGAUAGCUUUUACUUAGCUCGAACUUUAGAAUGGCUAAAUUUGAAAGCAUUUUCUUGACUAGAUAUGAAAAAGAAGAGAAAAACAUUUACUUUCAACCUGCUCCGGAUUAAAAAUAUGCAUGCCAUUCGAAGUAUUUGACUCACAAAACUGCUCGAAAAUAGCAAAAGCAAUUACUAGAGCUUUAUUCAUAUCAGCCAAUGUUCGCCGACUUUAAACGCCCCGAUGUAGGCAAAGCCGGCGUUACCCUCCGAUCAAAGCACACGAAAAAAGAGGAAAACCAGUUUUUGAGUUUUCUUCUCCGAUACCUACCGGCACAAUUUGAGUAAACCCAGCUUAGCGGACUGCAGCUUGCAUUCCCUGUGAAGCUGGGCGAAAAACAUUUACCACCGAACGACAAAUCAAUCUUCAAUUUGUUAACCAUAACAACAAAAUCAGAACAAGAAACUGCCUUACUAAGCAAAUAGAAAAGUGUUUUUUGCCGAUAUCAAUCGUAAUACUGCCCUACAGAAGGAGAAAACAUUACAAAACAUAACAUCGAAAAACAACGAGCAUACCCACAAAAGAAGAACAAAAACUGUUAAAUGUUAACUCUCCAUGCGAAAUUCUCAAAAAAAAUAACACACACAAACAACGAAAGUCAAACAAACAUUGUAAAUAUGAACCCAUUCUAGGAGAUACGACAGAAAAAAUUCAACGCAAAUUCGAUGCAACCAUUAUAUUGGAAGUGUCCCAAUCCUUGAUGGAAAUUUGAAAUUUCGACACGCUAGUCAAACUAGCAAACGUUUCGGUGAAAGUAUGCAAAGGCUUUUUACAACUUUGCACCCAAGUUUGUGCAAACGAAUCUUUAUCAAUCAUCCUAGUUAUGCUGCUAGCUGCUAGGUGUAUAGCCUCUUAAUUUAUCCCGUUUUAAGUAACUUAGGACCGUAGGGCAACUUUGAGAAAAGAAAACGAAACUCAAAUAGCUGUCCCCAUUAUUGCGCUAAAUCAACCCUUAAACCAUUCUCCCAUUCUCUCAAUGAACUCAAUUGAGCUAUUUUUAAUUACCACUCUGAGAAAUUGGAACAUUAAAGCGUCUGAUUCCUAACUGAAGAAGAAAAAGCAAUAGGAAACUAUUUUAUCUAUUAUUUAAGAGAUACUUAAGAACACAUCCACCCACACACAAACUUUUGAAUGGAAACGUUAACGGUAACGUGGGGUAUUUCCUCGUGCUUCAAUGGAGUACAUAAACACACUCUGUAUAGAACACAACAUAAAAAAACCAAUUUGAAAAAAAUACAAACUCCAUUCGAAGCCGAUUUGAAAAAAAAACUGUUGUAGGGAAAUGUUUAGUAGGUAACCUAUUGUUUAGUUUGUUUAUUUUUAUUCUGCUCUUCUUCGCUGUAUCGUUUCGUGUAAAAUAUAUUAUGUAGUAAAGUAAAGAAACGAGAAAGAUGAUGAUGAUAAUAAAUGAAAAACAAUCCAAGAGAGUAUUUUGGAAUGAAUAA